AAAGGUGGGAUCACAUGAUUGUCGCAAUGCGCCAAUUUAAACCAAUUUUUAUUGUCCAAAGUUUUACUACAAUAAAUAAAUUGUCACAAUCAAAUUCUCUGCGGUCACAUGAUUGUCCAACUUUUCAUAAAUUUGAUUGCCGCAUAUUGUCUCAAAACCAUCAAGUGACAAUUAUUGUCCAACUUCAGUCACACGAUUGUUCUACUACACGGCAAAUAUCAGAAGCAGCUGCUAUGUGUCAAAGUUUGUUUAUUAAAAAUGUUAAAGCAUUUAAAAAUUUGUUUUAUUAAGAUGUGUUCUUUAAAAAAAAAGAAAAUUGCAGCAGCUAUAAUUAUGGUGUGUGCAUUUGACGAUGAGAAAAAUGAAAGGAAAGAAAAGAAAAAAAAGUAAAUAGAAGUACGUGGGUCAGAGAGUGGCUCACAAAAAGAAGCACUGAUGGUGCAUAUGACAAAACAUUAAUGGAAUUCCGGGAAAUCGAAAACCAAAAGUUUUUGUUUAAAAAUUUUAUCCGGAUGGAUGACGAAACGUUUAUCGAAUUGUUGCAACUAGUGUCACCAUAUAUUAAAAAACAAGACACAAACAUGCGAAAGGCUAUUCCCGAACAAAUACGCUUAGCUGUGACACUUCGAUUUCUUGCAUCUGGUGACAGUUAUAAAAGUCUUUCGGUCUUCUUCCGUGUUGCCCCAAAUACCAUAUCACUUUUCGUACCAAUUGUUUGUGAUGCUAUUUAUAAAGCGUUAAAAGGUGCAUACAUAAAGAUACCAUCCACGCAGGAAGAAUGGAAUGUCGUUGCUUUCAAAUUUAACAAACUAUGGAACUUCCCGAACUGCAUAGGGGCGGUUGACGGCAAACAUGUGCAAAUUAUAGCACCACCUAAUUCAGGAAGCACCUUCUAUAACUAUAAAGGUACACAUAGUAUAGUGCUAAUGGCAGUUGUUGAUGCCGAAUACAACUUUUUAUACGUUGAUGUUGGCUGUAAUGGUCGUGUGUCGGAUGGUGGAGUCUUUGGAGACUGUACUUUUCAACGUGCUUUAAACAAUAAUGAGCUAAAUUUGCCACUUCCAAAACCAUUGCCAGGUCGUCAAGCAAAUGUUCCAUUUGUUUUGGUUGCGGAUGAUGCUUUCCGCAUGCAGAAACAUUUGCUGAAGCCAUAUCCUGGUAAAAGUUUAUCUGCAGGGCAGAGAAUAUUUAACUACAGGCUAUCGAGAGCACGACGUGUUGUAGAAAAUGCAUUUGGCAUAAUGGUCAAGCGAUUUCAAAUUUUUUCACGCCCUUCCAAGCUUAAUGCAGAGAAAACAACCUCUACAACUCUAGCUUGCUGUGCAUUACACAAUUUUUUGUUAAAAAAAAAUUUAAAUUAUACAACGUCGUUGCUUGUUGAUCGCUACGAUGAGGACGGUGCUUUAAUUCCUGGUACAUGGCGAAAUGACUUCCCACUAGAUGCUGUGAGUGGAACAGAAAAUGUUCCAAGUUCUUAUAUAACAAGUGAAGCAAAGGCUGUUCGGGAUGAAAUGGAAAAGUAUUUCAUGUCUCCUAUUGGAGAAUUGAGCUGGCAAUAUAAAAAUAUAUAAAUAAUUUUAUAUAUCAAAUAAAAUUUAAACUUUAAUUUAAAAUCAGAAAAUUUACUAGUUUUAUUUAAUUCAUUUUUAGUAUCUAAAAAAAUACGGACUAGGAAGGUACUUC
This is a messenger RNA of Musca vetustissima, 1683 nucleotides long. RefSeq lists its product as uncharacterized. The record is from RefSeq and is a predicted model, not a curated record. The transcript is spliced from 2 exons. Lineage: Eukaryota; Metazoa; Arthropoda; Insecta; Diptera; Muscidae. Bases 459 to 1571 code for a protein of 370 amino acids.